Molecule: messenger RNA, 2106 nt
Organism: Hibiscus syriacus
Lineage: Eukaryota; Viridiplantae; Streptophyta; Magnoliopsida; Malvales; Malvaceae
Exons: 3
Coding region: 1-2106 (701 amino acids)
Source: RefSeq, a predicted model, not a curated record
AUGGAUUUUGUGUUUGCGCCUGCUGAAGGGGCUUCGGGUGGGUUGGUUUCUCUUUGGGACAGAAAAUUGCUAGAGGUUAGUUGUUCGCUAAUUCAGAGGAGAUUCAUAGCUAUUAAAGGGAAACUUGUUUCAGCAAACAAGGAAAUAGGUGUUAUUAAUGUUUACGGUCCGAAUUCGCAAGGAGAACGUAGAGAGUUCUUUGAGACAUUGAAGUCUAUCAUCUCUAGUUGGUGUAUUCCGGUGAUAGUAGGAGGUGACUUUAAUUCUGUUAGAUGGCAAUCUGAAAGAAUAGGUGCCCAUGAUUAUGCGUCUGCAUCGAGGAUUUUUGAAGAAUUUAUUUUUGCUUGCGAUCUGGUUGAGGUGCCUAACAUAGGCAGUUCGUUUACUUGGUUCAGGGGUGGCGGGAAUGCAAUAGCAAGCAGACUUGACAGAUUCUUGAUUUCUACUGAAAUUUACAACAUGUUGCCUCAAUUGGUACAAUUUUCUCUGCCCAGGGGAUUAUCUUACCACAAGCCAAUUGUUCUUAAAGAAAAAAGAUCAAAUAAGGUUUCCAGACCUUUCAAAUGGUUCAAUUCUUGGGCGUAUGACUCUAUUUUGGUGAAAAGAAUUAAUGACUUAUGCGUGGUUAAUAAAGGUAUAGGGAUCAAUAAUCUGUUAUUGUUGGCCAAGAAUUUGACAAAGGAUAGAGAGUUGGAAUUUAGAGAGCUGAAUCCUGAGUCAGCGGAAGAGCUUGGUAAAAGGAUUGAAGCGUUAGAAGAUAGUUGGUUGUCGGAUCCAUGCAAUCCCCAUUUUCAGUUGGAGCUGUCCACGUUGAAAGCGAGAUUGUGGGCUGUAGCUGGUAUUAAACAUGCGUUUGUUAAUUAUUUCUCUGCUGGUUAUAAUUUGGUGAACACUAUUCCUCUCAAGAAAUUCGACGUCCCACUAAAGAGAUUAACCGCUGUUACCAGAAGGUUCAUUGAGUGUCCAUUUUCGGAAGAUGAAGUUUGGCAUGCCAUAAAGUCUUCUGACGACACAAGGGCGCCAGGUCCUGACGGCUUCAGUUUGGAUUUUUUUAAGAAAUUUUGGCAAUAUAUUAAAGGAGAAGUUAUGAAGUUUAUGGAGGAUUUCUAUUGGGGCAAAGUAGAAGAUCUCUCCUUUAACAAAUCUUUCAUUGCGCUUAUCCCGAAGAAAGCUGAAGCCAUUUCUCCUGAUGAUUUCAGACCAAUUUCCUUGGUGGGCAGUUUGUAUAAGAUCAUUUCUCGCGUUUUGGCGAGGAGGUUGGGUAGUUGCAUCAUUGACGUGAUUGAAGAAAAUCAAUUCGCUUUCAUUCGUGGAAAGCUAAUUGCCGACUAUAGUCUAAUUGCUAAUGAAGUAAUUGACGGACUGUUGAAAAGUGAGGCGCUAAGUGGCUUGAUAAAGAAGGCGUCGGAUUUGGGGCUUUGUUGUGGAGUGGAAGUUGGGGUUGGGGGCUUUAUUUUAUCUCAUAUCCAAUUUGCUGACGACUUGCUGAUUUUUUCUGCUCCAAAUCCUUUGUCAAUUUUGAAUUUUAAACGGGUACUAAAAAUAUUUGAAGUGGCUGCUGGGUUGAAGUUGAACAUGGGAGAAACUAAGAUAUUUGGCUUCAAUGUGGAAGAAAGUAGAGUGAGAAUCUGGGUAGAUUCGAUUCUUUGUGGUUUGGCUGAGCUUCCAUCGACUUAUUUGGGGUUGCCUCGUGGCCACAAGAAGAAUUCUUUGUCUCUAUGGAAUCCCAUCUUAGACAAAGUAACAAGCCAGCUACAAAGUUGGAAAGGUAAAUUGUUUUCAUUUGGUGGGAGGUUAACUCUUAUUCAAUCUGUACUCGUUAAUCUGCCUGUUUAUUACAUGUCCAUUUUCUCUUUGCUUAAGUCUAUUGCGGACAAGAUUAAUAGAUGCAUAGCGAAUUUUGUCUGGAAUGGCAAGUCGGAUAGGUGUAUCCAUUGGAUUAAGUGGGAAUAUUUGUGUAGACCGAAAUCAGGUAUUUUCGAUGUUAAAACUAGAAAUCGUUCCUUGUUUAACAAAUGGAUUUGGAGGUUCAGUAUGGAGGAGGAUAGCUUAUGGAGGAAGAUCGUAGUAGCCAAGUAUAAUUAUGAUCAAGAAGACAGUUCCUAA